Messenger RNA from Hypanus sabinus (Atlantic stingray), 3031 nucleotides. RefSeq names its product ankyrin repeat, family A (RFXANK-like), 2 (gene ankra2). Bases 176 to 1090 code for a protein of 304 amino acids. Gene Ontology annotation, cellular component: nucleus. Gene Ontology annotation, biological process: regulation of gene expression. The transcript has 10 exons. NCBI's taxonomy places the organism in Eukaryota, Metazoa, Chordata, Chondrichthyes, Myliobatiformes, Dasyatidae. The record is from RefSeq and is a predicted model, not a curated record. Gene Ontology annotation, molecular function: protein binding.
UAUAACCAUGUCCUGGAGCCUGGUUCACUCGGCCGGCGGCCAGAGUUUGAACAAACUUUAUUGGCAGCGGAGCGAGCAGUGGGAUCAUGGGAAGGCGAUGGCGGUAUCUCCGCCGGGGAGCCGCACGACUCGGUCCCGAAAGAUGGAAUAGCAGAUUUUACUUAGUUGAAUAAAAAUGGCUGCAGUGGAGAACCUGGCUGGUGAGGCUGAAUCAACUGAAGGUGGAAACGAGAAUAAUUCUUCAUUUGCCGAAAUUCCAUACAUCAAGGUGGAGCCACAUGCUGAAAGUCUUGCAGAAGUGGCUCCUUCACAAAAUGUUGCUAUGGGAAUGAAAUUUGUUCUUCCCAAUCGAUUUGAUAUGAAUGUUUGCUCUCGAUUUGUGAAGUCUCUGAAUGAGGAAGAAAGUAAAAAUAUUCAGGAUCAGGUGAAUUCUGACCUGGAAGUGGCCUCUGUAUUAUUUAAAGCUGAGUGCAAUAUACAAACUUCUCCUGGAAUUCAAGUAAGACACGUCUACACACCAUCUGUAACCAAGCAUUUCUCACCCAUUAAACAGUCAACAACCCUGACUAACAAACAUCGUGGAAAUGAAAUAUCUGCAGCACCCUUACUCUUGCACUCUUUGUCUGUACAUCAGCUGGCAGCCCAAGGAGAAUUGCUUUAUUUGGCAAGCCGUGUAGAGCAAGACAAUCUUCUAAACAUGCAAGAUGAGCAAGGGUUUACUCCACUCAUGUGGGCAGCAGCUCAUGGACAAAUUGCAGUGGUGGAGUUUCUACUACAGAAUGGAGGUGAUCCACAUCUUUUAGCAAAUGGCAGGGAGAGUGCACUUUCAUUGGCCAGCAGUAAAGGCUACUCAAACAUUGUAAACAUGCUGCUUGACUUUGGGUGUAAUGUAAAUGAAUAUGACUGGAAUGGGGGAACUCCUUUGCUUUAUGCUGUGCAUGGAAAUCAUGUAAAAUGUGUGGAGAUGUUGUUGGAAUAUGGUGCUGAUCCAACUGCUGAAACGGAUUCAGGAUUUAAUGCUAUGGAUAUGGCGGUAGGGCUGGGUUUCAAAAAUGAUGCCCCAAAAAUGAAUAUAGAGCCAGGGAGAUGAUGUCUGCCAUUGACCUGUUUCAGCAGUAAGAAAAUUGCAAUGGGUCGAGUUCAACAGGUUAUUGAAGCCCAUUUGCUGAAGUUGCUUUUUAACAUUAGAGAGUAAUGAUGUGGUACUUCUAGCAAUCACAGCAGAAUGAAUCUUCACCUGAAUGGUCUGGAUUUCUGAGAGAAAGUUCCAGAAUGUUUAUGUUUGACAGUCGGCUAGUCAGCUUACCGAUUGUUGCAAUUUUAAAUUAGUCCUGAUCCAACUUUGUAUAUGUAACAUGUUCAUUAUCUUCCAGUGAAGGGGAUAAGACUAGUGAAUAUGAUUAAAGACUUGCUUUGUAAUUUAUUGGGGGUAUAUUAUACUAUUUGUAUUGAGCACUAAUGAGCCCAAUGCCAUAAAGGGAAACCAUAUGUUGAAGUACUGUAAGACUACACCAAGAUUACUUUGGUCUAAAAUAGAGGGAAUAAAAUUUCCUGAAGAAAUAACUUAUAUUACAUUUGCCUCUGUCAUUAUUGAAUAGGAAUCAUAGUGAAUAAUGUUCAAUUCUUAUAAACCUGUUACUGAUUUUUGGAACUCUAUUGUCAAGCAAGAAGGAAAACUUGGAGUGGUCAAACCAUAGUGGGGUUGUGUGGAAAUACAGAAGGUAUUUUAUAUUGACUGGUUUCGUGUUGAAACUGACAAUGGAAGUUUAGAAACUACUUCAACAAUCUGCUUCAGGCUGAUAAUCUGAUGCCUAAAGCCAAAAGAAAAUCUACGGUACUGAUUAAUGUCGGAUCAUUUCACUUCACUGGUGGAACCUGAAAUUAUAGACCUUUCACAAUGGAUGAGGGAGGGGAAGAAACUGCCAUUUUCCAAGUCUGCUCCUGAAAUUCAGGUAAACAAAUACUAACUAGAUGUAAGAGUCUAAGAGUAAUUUUUUUGCCAAAUAAUUAUGCAAAUGAUUUUUGUUGGCUAUAAGAACCCUAGCUCCCAGUGAUAGAUCUAUUUAAACAUCAGAUGAGAUACUCAAGUUCGCAGUAACCCCAUAUGAAAUAGACAAUAUACUAUUAAAGCAAAACAUUAUCUUGGUGCAUAAACAUUUCCAAGCGUUUGAAUUUUGAACAUUAAAAGAAACAUUAAAGAGCACAAUUUGAAAUUUUGACUGUUCUAAAAGCUUUAAUCUUGUGUUCUCAGUAAUGUGUUUCCACAGCCCCUGUACUAAUCUACAUUGUGUGAAUGAGUUUUGUUAAUGUGGAGUUCCGGGACUAAAGAAUCAAAAUUUGAGAUCCCAAAUGCUAAUUCCUUUAAAAGGCGCCCUACUUAAUAAUUUAGGUAAUUUAAAAAGCUCCUGUACCAAUAUUAAACCAGAACAUUUAACGGUGUAUGUAAAUGAACUGACAUUAUUUUUUUAAACUUUAGAAUUUAAUCAAGAGUGAUAGCAAUAACAAUUGCAAUGUCAGUUUAAAGGUGACGUCAGAUCGGUUCAAAUCUGAAAAGUGGUUGACACUUAAAUCCAUUUAUUGGACUUUUAGUUUUACAAGGCAAUUAGAUUGCAUUUCCAGUUACGUUACUUGAAGAGAUUAUUUUUAAUAUUUUUUCUCUCUUAUUUAUUUUGAUAGCAGUAAGCUUUGCUUACUAGUUUGCUUGCCUGACUAAGUUGUUUUGUGGCUGAGGGAGGAUGGAAUAUCUGCAUGACUUAUGUUGGGAAAUCCAUGGAAGAACUGCAGAUCACCUCAUCUAGUAUAUUUCAAAUUGCAUGACCUUCCAAAGUUAGGACAAAAUCUAACCAGCAGGUUCAGAAAUAAUUUCAGGUUAAUAUUCUUUUGCUGCCUAUUAUUGUUGAAAACUUGUCUGUUUGUUCUAUUAAGUAUUUGAUCCAACUGUCCUUGCUAACAUAUUUUAAACAAUUGUAUUUUGUUAGGGAUGCUUGUAAAAGAUAAUUUUUAUUAAAAUUCUAAAGUUUUUUAUAUAUGA